Messenger RNA from Dufourea novaeangliae, 1039 nucleotides. It is a transcript of the gene Polr1C, whose product is annotated as DNA-directed RNA polymerases I and III subunit RPAC1. Lineage: Eukaryota; Metazoa; Arthropoda; Insecta; Hymenoptera; Halictidae. Gene Ontology annotation, molecular function: DNA binding; protein dimerization activity. The transcript has 7 exons. Gene Ontology annotation, cellular component: RNA polymerase I complex; RNA polymerase III complex. The record is from RefSeq and is a predicted model, not a curated record. Gene Ontology annotation, biological process: DNA-templated transcription.
UUGUAAUGUAACCUCAAUGUCAUAACAAAUAUUAAUCAUGGAAGAAAAUCGAAAAACUCGUGUUAUGCUCGAAGAAUAUGGCAUACCUAAUGCUUCCGAUUACACCAAUUACCAACCAUUACAAGAUUGGAAUUUACAAAAUUAUAAAAAAGAAUUCAAGAUACAGGUCGUUAGAGAAUCUGAAGAAGAGAGGGAAUUAGAAUUUGAUUUAAUUGGAUAUCCUGUUGGUUUUGCUAAUGCAUUUCGUAGGGUUCUUUUAAGUGAAGUACCGACCAUGGCUAUAGAAAAAGUUUAUAUUGUAAAUAACACAAGUUUAAUUCAAGAUGAAGUCCUUGCUCAUAGGUUGGGUCUUAUACCACUUCGAGCAGAUCCUAGAUUAUUUGAAUACCCUUCUUCCACUGCUAAAAAUGAAGACGAAGUUAGUGAUCAAGACACAUUGAGGUAUGAACUUAAAGUUUCAUGCACUUGGAACCCUCAAGCUGCAAAAGAUUCACGAAGGACAACAGAUGUAUACAGGAAUAGCAAUGUGUAUAGCAAAGAUAUUAAAUGGGUUCCAAUUGGACGUCAGGCAGAACUUCAUCCUCAAGGGGUAGAAAAAUUAGGUGUUUUCCUGUAGAAUAUUUUAGUGUGUACUUAAAUAUGUUGUACUGAACUUUAUAUUUUUUUAUAUGUAGCUACAGCAUCGUACAGAUUAUUACCAGAUAUACAAAUAAUAAAACCAGUUAGAGGGGAAAUGGCAGAUCGUUUGAAAAAUUGCUUCAGUAUCGAUGUUAUAGAAGUAAUUGAGCAUAAAUCAGGAGAUCCAGAUUUGCGUGAAGCUAGGAUAAAAAAUCCUCGUUACGAUAGUUGUUCCAGAAAUGUGUUUCAACACGAAGACCUUAAAUCUUGUGUACGCUUAAGUCGAAUACGAAACCAUGUAAUUUUUACUAUUGAAUCAGUGGGAAUUUUAUCACCAGCUGUACUAUUUGUAGAAGGUGUUAAAAUUCUUAAGGAAAAAUGUAAGACAUUUUUGGAAGAACUUGAGAAUAUUGGUCAAUAA